Ustilaginoidea virens is the source of this 1947-nucleotide messenger RNA. RefSeq lists its product as uncharacterized. Gene Ontology annotation, biological process: regulation of transcription by RNA polymerase II. The record is from RefSeq and is a predicted model, not a curated record. Lineage: Eukaryota; Fungi; Ascomycota; Sordariomycetes; Hypocreales; Clavicipitaceae. Bases 1 to 1947 code for a protein of 648 amino acids. Gene Ontology annotation, molecular function: RNA polymerase II cis-regulatory region sequence-specific DNA binding; DNA-binding transcription factor activity, RNA polymerase II-specific; protein binding. The transcript has 3 exons.
AUGCCUUCAUCAGCCAGAAGAGCCCGGCGCGGUCGGCGCGACGCGCGUAGAGAUAAAGACGACCUCCACCUCGUCGACUUGGAGGAGCCUUCCCCCAGCCGCCCUGCCAAGCGUCGCAGAAGGACACGGUCAUCAGAUCCGGCCGAUUGCAGUCAUUUCUCUUCGUUAACAUCAACCUCCCGGACACACGAUCAUGAUGACCUUCGUGGAAGCAAUGAUGAUCAAGUUGUCUCCCAGGUUACUCAGCAACUGAAGAGCCGAGUAGUUCAAGCUAGCAAGGAUCACGCCAAUGCGAUUCACGAGGCUAACCGUGAUGGUGUCAAGGCAUAUGCCAAAGUUGCAGCCCAAGACUGGACAUUCUACAUAACAAAACUUGCUGUGAAUAUCGGACGUGGCUCCGAAGUAUCUCAUGGAGACGAUCAGGCCGAUUUUGGGGCUCAUGUUCACAUCGACCUAGGUCCAAGCAAGAUGGUUUCACGAGAUCACGCAUCCAUAUGCUUUGACUCUAAGGACGAGGAGUGGAUCCUUGAAAUCAAAGGUCGCAACGGCGCCAAAAUAGACGGACGACCUCUUAAGUCCAGGGCUUCGCAUCGGUUAGUCUCUGGUGAAGUGAUUGAGAUUGGCAACGUUGAAAUGAUGUUCGUGCUGCCUUCCGAGAUUUCCCCAUUGCACGUAAACGCGGCCUUUCUCCAGCGCUGCGGUUUGACUCCGGAGGCAGUGCAGGCUCCUAUAUCACGCCGACAGCCACCCAUUACCCCAGCGUCUGCUGAAUACAAGGGGCCAGGAACUCCGCCACCAGUCCAGAGCAGAGGAGCAUCAAGCGCUAAGUCUCCCGCUGUUGCGACGCCAGCAGUGAUGAUUGGGGCACAUGGUGUUGACUUGAGCCAGGAUGAUAACCAGCACAUCAAACCGCAGUACAGCUACGCCCAGAUGAUUACUCAGGCUAUCUUGAAUGCGCCAGACGAAAGGCUGAACCUGAAUGGCAUCUACACCUUCAUAACGGACAGCUAUUCAUAUUACAGGCAUCAGCAAGCUGCUGGUUGGCAGAACUCCAUCCGGCAUAACCUUUCCCUUAACAAGUCAUUUGACAAGGUCGCUAGAUCAACGGACGAACCUGGAAAGGGGAUGAAGUGGCAAAUUGUCCCUGAGGCGAUGGAGGAGAUGGUGAAGAACGCAUUCAAAAUCGGCCGCGGAGGACAUCGAGGCUCAUCCGCGCCAUCAUCGCCCAACCAACUAAACUACAUUACGCAAGGAGCCAGAGACAUGGCAACACGACAGCAGAUAUCGGCGAGGAGACGCUUGGUGUCUCCUGUUGUAUCACCACCGAAUCCCUUAUCCGUCACGGCCACCCAUUCAACACCGCAACAGCGUUCAGAGCCGCCAGGAGGCCGCAACGCCACUUCAACUGUUGACGGCAGUCCUCUCCCUCGCCACCGAAAGUCUAAUCGCAGUAUUCCUGAUUCCUCGUUUUCCAGUCUAAACCCUCAAUCCCCCACACUCACGUUAUCGUAUUUACAGGAUGAAAGUGCGUCGUUGGUAACGCCAGCUCCACCCAGAAUUCACCCAAAGCUUGCGCCACCCAGCACAGCCCAACGACCAAGCCAGCACAUGCCCACAAGCUCACCAGCGCCUUUCUGGAAAUAUGCCGACAUCAGUAGCACCCCGUUGCGACCCUCCGCAAUGUACGAACUCAGCCCUUCCAAGCUUGCUGGUGGCAUCCCGCCCCAGAGCAGUAGUCCUCCGCGGGCGAGCAAAUCGCCACCAAGUAGUCCUUCGAAACCAAAGAAACCAGUAAUUGCGAACAAGUUUGAACAAGGCGUGGCUCCUAGAGAGGCCGAUGAAAACCAGGGAUUCGAUUUAACGAGAGGGUUUCAGAGUAUCGGCUCCUAUCAUGCCCCUGUUGGCAGGGGAUUGUCUGUUGCAAACGCCAUGCAGCGACAAUCGUAA